AUGGCUUCAAAUCCGGGUGAGGGGCAACAAAAUGCCUCUACCGCUGCCAAAGCUGCGGUAAACAACCCCUGGACCAGAAAAGACAGACCUUGUGAUGCGUGUCGAAGGAGAAAAAGUAGAUGUAUUAUGCCACAGGAUUCCGAGACCUGUAUCAUGUGUCAGUCCCGCUCAGAGCAAUGCACAUUCGUUCAAAGUCCGCAAAGAAGAAAGCGACGCCGGUUGGACGAUGAUGAGAAAACGAAACCCCAAUCUCCCGAGUCCGAAAGAAUCAGUAUUCACUCCAAACCACCAAUUAGCGAUUACACAGUUCUUCAAGGGCCUUCAUUGUUGAAACAAACUUUAGGUCUACAAAACCGACAGCAUGGUCAAUAUCUUGGGCAGACUACUGAAUAUGACACCCAAUUAAUCAAUCUUUCUCCUUUCAAUGGCAGGGGAGAAUUCGUCAGCACACCAGGGACACUUCGACGUGUCAGCCCUCAAAAUCAUUUCAUCAUGAAAUUGGAGAGUCAGGCAGAAAUAGAUGAGGAGCUGACGAAUUUGGAUCUUGUUGAAAGCAUUGUUCGGCCACAUGGACGCGCGCUAGUGGACCUGUAUUUCCGAAUCGUCCACCCGAGUUUUCCAAUCAUGCACAAAAAGGUGUUUCUGGAGAAAUAUGCUCGCACAUAUCGGGAAUUUACACCCCCAAUUCUCGCGGCCGUUUACAUACUGGCUCUCAAUUGGUGGUCAUAUAGUCCAGACCUCGUGAACCUUCCUAAGCCGGAUGUUCAGAAGCUUGAAAGGCUAGCCCCAAAGUUCAUCACCGAUGUCACAAAUCGACCCAAACUAUCGACAGUUCAAGCGGGCUUACUUCUGCUCCAACGACCAGAUGGAGAUUCCUGGUCACUGACCGGACAAUUGGUAGCGGUAGCGCAGAACCUCGGUCUUCAUCUUGACUGUUCUGGCUGGAAAAUUCCGGAAUGGGAGAGAAGUCUGAGAAAGAGACUUGCUUGGGGGCUGUUCAUGCAGGACCGAUGGGGGGCUUUGAUACACGGCCGACCGCCCUUGAUAAAUAUGGAAAACUGGUGUGUACGUCCGGUCGAAGCGAGAGACUUCCCCGAGACUACGAUAGAUGACGACGAAGAAGAAGGCAGCUCGGAAAUUGAGAAGGGAAGACUAUCAUACAUUGCUAUGAUCUCUUUGACUGAAAUCUUGAACGAUAUUCUGGCAACUUUUUUCACUCUCAGAGCGACCGCGGCGUUGGAAGAUGAGCAUGAAAAUGCGACUCUGGUAACGCUUGAGAAAGCAAAACCCAUACAGCUGCGGUUGAAAGAAUGGUAUGCCAGACUGCCAUCGAGUUUGGCGAUUGGCGAAACGAGAGCGAGGAAACUUUCGUCGACAGGCUCGCUACAUUUAGCUUACUUUGCAGCUGAAGUGACACUUCACAGGGCGAUUAUCAGAUUCGACGCAAGCCACACAGACGAAAACCUUCGAUCCAUCACACGAGCCGCAGCAAAGAUGCGAUUCACAUCCGCGAUCGACCUAGUCAACAGGUUAGAACCUGCUCACCUGCAGAGCUUUUGGUAUUUUGCGUCAAAAGUUAAUCUCGCCAUUAUCGGUACCUUUGGAAGUUUACUGUGGGCGACGAGUCAAACCGCCGAAGAAGCAGAGUUUUACAAAUCGCAGCUUGCAGAGUAUCGAUGGACUUUGAGAGUUAGCAGCAAAGCAGCAGAGUUCAUGAAAUUCACGGUCGGCCUUCUUGAUACCUCAACAGUGUUCGUUAAGGAUGCAACCUCCAAAAAUGGAACACCUAAAGUUGGGAAGCUGGAGACCGAGGAUAGCAGAAGCGAUCAAGUACCCCUUGCACCCGAAGUUGACAUGAAUUUGCAUGCGCAUGAGCCCACCAACACGGGAAUGAACGAGGUGUCACCAAGUGUUGGUUAUUCCACUGAGAGCCUUGGAGCAUACGAGCCAGAUGUUGAAGCUGGCACCAACCAAAUGGCGCAUGAAAACCUUCCUCAAUGGUCAGACUUUUCGAACCAUGUCAAUUUUACGUCAGGCGACAUCCAAGAUUGGGGGCUUGAUCAACUGUAUAAUUUUGAGACUAUUCCAAAUAUCAACCCCGCAAUACCUGGUCGGCCAUUUGUCCAAGAGUAUGAUGAGAGAGGGAAUCACUUUGCCGGAUUCUAA
Glarea lozoyensis ATCC 20868 is the source of this 2166-nucleotide messenger RNA. RefSeq names its product Zn2/Cys6 DNA-binding protein. Gene Ontology annotation, cellular component: nucleus. Bases 1 to 2166 code for a protein of 721 amino acids. NCBI's taxonomy places the organism in Eukaryota, Fungi, Ascomycota, Leotiomycetes, Helotiales, Helotiaceae. The record is from RefSeq and is a predicted model, not a curated record. Gene Ontology annotation, molecular function: DNA binding; zinc ion binding; DNA-binding transcription factor activity, RNA polymerase II-specific. Gene Ontology annotation, biological process: DNA-templated transcription. The transcript has 4 exons.